CGGAUGUUUCCCCAUCUUUAUACUUUCUUCGCUACGCACAGUCUACGACGCUACGUCUGCUGACUUCACCCUGAUUUCUCUGCGGGAGCUGGGCCUGUGUAUAGAGAGUUAACGUUACCGUUACACUUCAAAAAUACUAUAGCCAUGGCUGGGAAAGUUGUGCUGCACUACUUCAAUGGGAGAGGGAAAAUGGAGUCAAUCCGUUGGCUUUUGACGGUUGCAGAGGUCGAGUUUGAUGAGAUCUAUCUGACAACUCGUGAGCAGUAUGAAAAACUCCUGAGUGAUGGAGCUCUCAUGUUUCAACAGGUUCCUAUGGUGGAAAUCGAUGGCAUGAAGCUUGUUCAGACAAAAGCAAUCUUGAACUACAUUGCAGAGAAGUACAAUCUUCAUGGAAAAGAUCUCAAAGACCGUGUCAUGAUCAACAUGUAUUCAGAGGGAAUAUUUGACCUCAUGGAAAUGAUAAUGAUGUUGCCCUUCAAAGCAGAUGCAAAACUGGAACCCAUUAAAAGUAAAGCAAAGGACCGCUACCUUCCUGUGUUUGAAAAGGCGCUGUCUGGGCCCAUAUACCUGGUGGGAGGUAAGCUAAGCUGUGCAGACGUGCAGCUGCUUGAAUGCACCCUGAUGUUGGAGGAGAAAUUUCCUGAAAUCCUUGCAGAGUUUCCCAACGUCAAGGCUUUCCAGGGUAGGAUGACCCAGAUUCCUGCCAUCAGCAGGUUCCUGCAGCCAGGCAGCAAGAGAAAGCCACAGCCAGAUGAAACAUAUGUGAAGACCAUCAUGGAGGUGUUCAAAAUCAAGAUUCCAUUGUGAUAAACUCUGUACAUUCCUCACAUAGGAAGUGGGAGUUAUUCAUUAUGCAAACACAGCAUGUACAACAUGUGGAUCAAUUAUAUUUGCUGGUUUGUGUUGAGGCAUUAUUCAUCAAAAAGCAUGUCAUGAAUCUAUGUAAUCUUUCAUAACAUCACAUAGGUGUUUUCAAUGUGAAGGUUCUACUAAAUAAAUGUUUCACUUUUGACGA
Messenger RNA from Sander lucioperca (pikeperch), 1015 nucleotides. It is a transcript of the gene gsta.1, whose product is annotated as glutathione S-transferase, alpha tandem duplicate 1. Gene Ontology annotation, molecular function: glutathione transferase activity. The transcript has 7 exons. Gene Ontology annotation, biological process: glutathione metabolic process. Bases 145 to 807 code for a protein of 220 amino acids. NCBI's taxonomy places the organism in Eukaryota, Metazoa, Chordata, Actinopteri, Perciformes, Percidae. The record is from RefSeq and is a predicted model, not a curated record.